Molecule: messenger RNA, 875 nt
Organism: Zophobas morio
Lineage: Eukaryota; Metazoa; Arthropoda; Insecta; Coleoptera; Tenebrionidae
Product: UDP-glucosyltransferase 2-like
Exons: 2
Coding region: 1-729 (242 amino acids)
Molecular function (GO): UDP-glycosyltransferase activity
Source: RefSeq, a predicted model, not a curated record
AUGAAUUCCUGGUUAUCUAUACCCGUAAUACUCCUCCUACUAAUAAGUGGCACACAAUGUGCCAAAAUCCUAGCCGUCUUUCCCAUGGGAGCCCGAAGUCACCACAUCCUGGGCAGCACUCUAUUGAGAGGACUCGCUGAAAAGGGCCACGAUGUGACCAUGAUAAGUCCCUUCUCUGAGAAAACUCCACCCAAGAAUGGAUUCUACAGAGAUAUUGUUCUUACGGGUUUCAAAGAAGAGCACGAAAAUCAAUUGAAAACACUGAACUUGUUUGACAUGGGUGAAGCAAAUAUUCUCCUAAUGAUACCAAUUUUAUCCAAAAUGAUGAUAGAUCUGGCCGAACGUACACUCAGCCAACCAGAUGUGCAAAAGUUGAUACACUCUGGAGAAAAAUUCGAUGUUGUUAUAGUUGAGCAGUUCAUGAACGAGGCCCACAAGGGAUUUGCGAAGCAUUUUAACGCUCCUUUGGUCCUUUUUAGUACCAUUGGAGCUAGUUCUUGGGUUAACCCGCUGGUGGGUAACCCCACAAUGCUGUCUUAUGCUUCUGAGCCCUCACAAGCGUUUGGUAGUAAUAUGACGUUAUAUGAAAGAUACAUUAAUGCGUUCACGUACAGUUACUGUCAAUUGAUAAAUCAUCUGUAUGUUUUUCCACAACAAGAUAAACUAUUGAAGAAGUACUUUCCCAACAAAAUGGAUCUCGCCGAUGUUAUGUACAGCGCAUCCUCUUGACACUGCAGUGUAUUGGGUUGAGUAUGUUAUCCGACAUGGAGGAGCUCCUCACUUGCGGAUAGCGCGGAUUGAUUUGUCUUGGUAUCAGUAUUUCCUGUUGGACGUUAUUUUAAUUUUUUCAGUGACGAGUGUGAUUGUGUUAUAUA